UGAAGCCUGUGGUGGUAAAAAUUGUCAUGUGUCAUCAGCAUCAGUGAUAAAAUUUACAUCUGUGUAACUGGUGGUGGAAACUGGAGGUAAAUUAGAAGAAAAAAAAAAGGAAGUAGGUAGCAAGUAGAGGGUGAAAAGUGCCUGGGUUUGAGAUUAACUACAAAACGCAUCGUGAUUGGUCAGCUGUUCAAAAUGUUGGUUAUUGCGGGCGAUGCCAUGCCGAUGUUGUGACGUUAAAGAUUUUAAUCGCUUGCAUACACUAGUAAUAAACGUAUUAUUCAGUUGGUUUUUAUUUUAUUUAACAGACCUGGGGGUGAACAUUUAACACCAAGGAUGAGUUCGAUAUCGAAUGUCGAGAAUUUUUCACCACAAAUUAUACGGAGGGUAGCCAAAGAAAUGACAGAACUGGUCAGCCAUCCUCCUGAGGGCAUUCGGGUUAUCAUUAAUGAUGAAGAUGUCACUGACAUUCAGGCUGUCAUCGAGGGACCUGCUGGUACUCCUUAUGCGGACGGUCAUUUCAGAGUUAAACUUGCUCUAGGCAAGGACUUCCCUCAAGGUCCUCCUAAAGCUUUCUUCCUUACCAAAAUCUUCCAUCCAAAUGUUGCGAAAAAUGGAGAAAUUUGUGUCAACACCUUGAAGAAAGAUUGGAAGUCUGAUCUUGGAAUAAAACAUAUAUUAUUAACUGUCAAGUGCCUACUCAUCGUACCUAAUGCCGAAUCUGCCUUGAAUGAAGAGGCAGGGAAAAUGCUUCUUGAGAAAUACGAUGAUUAUUCCGAAAGAGCUAAAAUGAUGACCGAAAUUCAUGCUCAAGGAGGUGGAAAAGGCAGUAAAGUUGGUCUCGAGAGCUGUACCUCCUCUGAAAUUGGCGGACCUCUUCCUAAAAAACACGCAAGUGACAAAAAAAUAACCGCUGAGAAAAAGAAAAUGUUGAGAGAUAAGAAGAGAACGCUCAAGCGAUUAUAAAUAAGUUAUUAAUAUUUAAUCUAAUCCUUAUCGAUCCUGUCCUUUAUAAAAAAAACAAAAAAAAAUUCUUCGGUGUGGUUUCAAAUGUCUAAUACCCAAUAACUUUAUAGAGAAAACCUUAACAUUUAAAUUUAAAAAAAAAUUGUUUUUUCUUUCAUGACUGAUAAUUAUCAUUAAGUAUUUAGACUUUACGAUCAACUAAUAUUUUGCUUAUUAAUUUCUUCUCAAGUAAUUUUAAAAUAUCAUUACAUUAAAUUAUCAUUUUUUUCACCAGAUUUAUUUUAAAUUGCAUAAAUUAAAUCGUAGCCCUUCAUUAUGUUCACGUAGAAAAUAUUUUUACAAACAUGUACAAAAUAAUAAUAAUA
This is a messenger RNA of Microplitis demolitor, 1328 nucleotides long. Its product is annotated as ubiquitin-conjugating enzyme E2 S. Bases 334 to 963 code for a protein of 209 amino acids. Lineage: Eukaryota; Metazoa; Arthropoda; Insecta; Hymenoptera; Braconidae. The record is from RefSeq and is a predicted model, not a curated record. The transcript has 5 exons.